Aureobasidium vineae is the source of this 1608-nucleotide messenger RNA. Lineage: Eukaryota; Fungi; Ascomycota; Dothideomycetes; Dothideales; Saccotheciaceae. The record is from the annotation of a GenBank genome assembly.
UCAGACAUUGGUGGUCGUCUGUGUUCUCAAAUAAGCAACGACCCGGAUUCCGCAUUAUGUUGUCUGCCUUGUCCAGCAUCGUAUUGGGCCUACUCGGACAGGACCGUCUCAGGCUGGCUCAAUGUUGUCGGUCUGGUGCUACAAUGCUUCAUGCUAAUCUCAAAUGCGUUUCUUCCUGCGGCAAGGACUAAGAGUCACUACCUUACACAGUGUUUGAUCAUCGCUGUCAUAUGGAUUAACGUCAGUGUAUCGAAGAGACUGGAGAUCGACUCGCUGACAAAGAACAGCNUCGCCUUUGUUAUACCUCUAGGAGCGGAGCCUGAUCAGUGUUAUGAUGGCAUAACCCCAAACGACAUGUACACUUCGAUGACAUGCGCAUGGUCUGGAGCAUUCCUACUAGCCGGAGCCCUUGCAGGUUCCAUGUGGACAUUAUCCAUGCACCUCACUGUCGUCUGGGACAUCAUCCCUGGUCCACGAUUCUUCUAUACCUCACAAGCAUUAGGCUGGGGAAUCCCGGCUGCCCUUUUCACAUCCGCCAUCACCACAUCGGGAGUCUCGUUUCGAUUUGGCAAUGCUUGUCACAUUAACCAUGAUGACUCGAUGGUGACAUUCUGGGGAUGGCUUCUCGGGAUUGCAGGAGCAGCUCUGAUCGUUCAAAUCAGCACCCUUUGGGAAGACAGCGCAAGACCCUGCUCGCAGGGAUCUGCAAAGAGUCUGCCCAUGUCCGUGAUGAGUGCCAAAUCGCAGCGAGCGCGUGUCAUCUAUCGUCGACUCAAGAGUGUGCUCUACCUGCAAUGGCGCGGUAUGCUGAUUGUCACCAUUGUCCUCGUCGACGUCAUCUUCUUCGCCGUUGUCUUUGUCUAUCUCGACAAGAUCGAAGAGUCGAUGUUGCACGACUACACACGAGUGCUGCCCUGGGUGGCAUGUUUGAUCGAAAGUGGAGGUGACCGAGACUCCUGCUUCAAGUAUAGCCAUCAAUGGCUGAUCAGCGAGCCCACGAUUGGAGCCAUGUUGAUCAUGAUUUCACUACUAGCGAUUGAGCUUUUCGUGCUGCUCUUCCGCUGGUCGCUAAUCACUGGCUGGAAGGAACGAUGGAUAGCACUAACCAGAGGCAAACCUCAAGAAUUCGUCUCCCUCGAUGCGCGAAGAGCCCAAUUCAGUCCUCACCCACCAACCUACGAAUUGCGCAAAUUAGGAGGACGCCUGCAAAUCGACUAUACGGAUCGUAAGAGCUGGGGAGAUGCACAUACCAUGCGCCCGACAUCCCCCAACAACAUGCUAGACGACAUGAUCACAACGCCAAACAGCCCUGCACCGGUAUACUCGCCGCCGCGACGGGAGCAAGAAGAAGACGAUGUAUCGCCCAUCACGCCACUAGACCACCAACAACGAAGAAACACACCACCGAUGCUGGCGAGAAAUUUUUCGAGUCCGAGGAUACGCACGCAUGAUGGGAGGAUGGGUGGUUGGGAUCCGGCGAGCAGCUUUGCGGGCAGUGAUCCUUCGAUUGUGUUUGCGAGUAGUGGGGCUAGGCAUAUGACUACGCCUUCAUUGCCGCCGCCGACGGAGUAUGAGGAUAGGCGGUUGUCACCGCCUGGACAGGCUUUG